UAAAAGAUCUAAAGUAUAUUGUAAAUGCUGAUUAACCUUUUAAUGACCGUUCAGACCAAUGUAUACCGAGCGUAUUUUUCCUAAUAAAAAAUAAUAAAUCGUAAAUUUCUUCUGAAUUUAGUAAUAUUUCCACAUAAUCUCCAUGUUACUGCUGGUUAAAUUAUUUAUGGCAUUAAACAUUUAGGCAAUCUUUCUUCUGCAUCCUAUUUGCAACUGGGCACUUAAAUCAAUCAGCCGCUCUUUGAACCACAACAUAUGCGGGUGCCGUGCUUCCCGAAUUACGUGUCUGCUGCUUUCAUUUUCAACGCACAAUCAGUGGCCAGCAUUGUGAUAAGACACAACGCCGACUACCUAACCGAAAGACCAUUUGCAGACAGUUAAGUACAUCGAGCAAGCGAUAAAAGGCCAAAUUUCAAACAUGACGGAUCUAAUCAAGAAAGGAGCGCUCUUUUUAAUGAGCCCUAAGUGCUAUGAUAACUACUUCUUGGAGUUCAACUUUUUCGAUGUGCCGUGCUUUAAGGCUUUGCUGAGCAAGGGCCUUGGUUUGGGCAUAAUAGCCGGCUCUCUGCUGGUGAAAGUGCCGCAGGUUCUGAAAAUACUUAGCAAUAAGUCUGGAGAGGGCAUCAAUCUCGUUGGCGUACUGCUGGAUCUGCUCGCUAUCUCAUUCCACAUGUCCUAUAGCUACAUGAAUGGCUAUCCUUUUAGUGCUUGGGGCGAUAAUACGUUCCUGGCCCUUCAAACCGUCGCUAUUGCAGCGCUUGUGCUGUUAUAUAGCGGACGGAAAUCGCUAGCCAUUGCGUUUAUUGGAGCUUAUGCCAGUUUACUGUACAUUCUCAAUUCUGGGCUUACGCCCAUGAAGGUGCUGCUUACCAUACAGAGUCUGAACAUUCCUAUAUUGUUGGUGGGCAAAUUGUCGCAGGCUCUGACCAACUAUCGCAAUGGCUCAACAGGCCAAUUGUCGGCGGCUACUGUUAUUAUGCUGUUCGCCGGAUCGCUUGCACGCAUCUUCACCUCCAUACAGGAGACUGGCGACCAAAUGAUGAUAAUUACAUUCUGCGCCUCUAGUUUCGCCAAUGGUGUCAUUCUUGCCCAGUUGAUUUACUACUGGAACAAGGAGCCAGCUAGCACCCUCAAAAAAGACGCUGCCAAGCCUAAGAAAGCUAAGAGCAAGAAGGAUGAUUAAAAAAAAUGAUUUGUAGUGUGGCUUGGCAUUGUGCCAAAGCAGAACUUUUCUCGACAAUUUGUAGAACAAAUAUUGAAACUUUAAAUAAAUGUAUCUUAAGUCAGUCCAA
Molecule: messenger RNA, 1292 nt
Organism: Scaptodrosophila lebanonensis
Lineage: Eukaryota; Metazoa; Arthropoda; Insecta; Diptera; Drosophilidae
Product: mannose-P-dolichol utilization defect 1 protein homolog
Exons: 2
Coding region: 419-1183 (254 amino acids)
Biological process (GO): oligosaccharide biosynthetic process
Source: RefSeq, a predicted model, not a curated record